Molecule: messenger RNA, 2564 nt
Organism: Syngnathoides biaculeatus (alligator pipefish)
Lineage: Eukaryota; Metazoa; Chordata; Actinopteri; Syngnathiformes; Syngnathidae
Exons: 13
Coding region: 290-1357 (355 amino acids)
Biological process (GO): Arp2/3 complex-mediated actin nucleation
Cellular component (GO): actin cytoskeleton; Arp2/3 protein complex
Molecular function (GO): actin filament binding
Source: RefSeq, a predicted model, not a curated record
CAUGUGCGAGAAGACAUUCUCCAUUAUGAACAUUAACAAGAGCCGCAUGAGGACGUGACUGAGUGACUCUCACCUGCGUGACGUCUUGCGCAUCAAAACCACUGCUCUUGAGCCAGACAUGGACUACAUACUGCAGUCAAGAUCCCAGUAUCACCCUUCACAUUAGUGCAGUCUCUGAGUCCCGUAUCCUGAUGUUGGCUUCAACGCAAAACAGCAGGACUGCAACAUUCCCAGGCGACCAUCUGGACUGCCACCCACAUUCCAAAGCAGCUCCCAUCUCUGUUAAAACAUGUCACGGUAUACUUUUGGUCUAGAGCCACUGUCUUGCCACACCUGGAAUAAAGACAGGACACAAAUUGCAGUGAGUCCCAACAACAAUGUGGUGAACAUUUAUGAAAAGAAAGCCAGAGACUGGAUCAAGAUCCAUGAGCUUACUGAACACAGUGGGCGUAUCACAGGAAUUGACUGGGCACAUGAGUCUAAUCGCAUCGUCACCUGUGCUUCUGACCGCAAUGCCUACGUGUGGACUCUAAAAGAUGGCUCGUGGAAGCCCACUCUGGUCCUCGUGCGAAUCAACCGUGCGGCAACCUGUGUAAAAUGGUCACCUCUGGAAAACAAGUUUGCCCUUGGGAGUGGAGCUCGACUCAUCUCUGUCUGCUAUUUUGAGAAGGAAAAUGAUUGGUGGCUAAGUAAGCACAUCAAAAAGCCCAUCCGCUCCACCAUUCUGAGCCUGGAUUGGCAUCCUAAUAACAUUCUUUUGGCAGCUGGUUCUGCGGAUCUCCACUGCAGGAUUUUCUCAGCCUACAUAAAAGACAUCGAGGACAAGCCUGGACCCACUGCUUGGGGGGCUAAAAUGCCUUUUGGGGAGGUAAUGUUUGAGAAUAAGGACUGUGGAGGCUGGGUGCACAGUGUCUCCUUCUCCCCCAGUGGAGACCAACUGGCCUGGGUAGCCCACAAUAGCAGCAUCACUGUAGCUGAUGCUGCACUGGGAAAUGAGGCAACACAACUGACCAUUGACAGUCUUCCCCUCCUGAGUGUCCUAUAUGUGAGCCCUACGGAGAUUGUUGCCGCAGGGCAUGACUGUUGUCCCUACCAAUUCAGCUAUAAGGGACCCGGCUCUCUGGCAUUUGUAAAGAAGCUUGACAUUCCUAAGCAGUCUUCCAAGAGUGGCAUGUCAGCCAUGCAGCACUUCCGUAACUUGGAUAAGAAGGCUACCGAUGAUGACAGCAAUGAGCUGGACACACUACACCAGAACAGCAUAACGCAAUUGUGUGCUGUUAAGGGAACAGAUAAAGUGGAGAAGUACAGUAGUGUGGGACUGGAUGGAGCCAUGGUAAUGUGGGAAUUUAAGCACUGAGACAAAGCAGGCUAGAUGUUGUGGUACUGCUUCCACCAAUCAAUACUUGGGAGACUCCUCUGCUGUUUAAUAUAACUGCAACUAAACACAAUGACAGUGAUUUAAUUGAUUUUGAUUAUUGGAAAAUACUGUUAUCAUCUGUAUCACCCCUUUUCCAAUAAAAUGUAAUUGAAACAAGUUGAUAUCGCAUAACCUUUUCCUGUUUACAAUGUAACUGUCAUGAUUGGAGGGAGAUUGGACCCAAGACCAGGCAGAGACAGAGGCUGAAAGGUCGCAAUGAACAGUUUAUUGAAAGGGCAAUGGGAAUGGUCCUUGAGGUGUACUGGUAGGUGGUGGAGGUAGUGACGUGGGGCAGAUGGUGACAAGGACAGGCGGCAAGCUUGACAGAAUUGUGGCUGGAAUCCACUUGGCAAGGAGAAACCCCGAGGUCAGAGUUAUGCCACGGAAUUGGGUUGCUUACUUUACGUGAGCCAUGGUACCCCUACUGAAGCGGCAACACUCUGGCAAGGUUUUCCGGGAUCGGGCAGGCUUGAAUACAGGUGGUAACAAGGGCUGAUUGGUGACAGGUGCAGCCAAGAAAGGUGCUAGUAAGAAAGAGGGGCGGGUAGGAAUUGGGUGAGAAGGCACAAAGUGGCACUCAGACUGACAAUGGAGUUGUAGGGGAGCUCAUAAUAGUAAUCACAGUACAGUAUUACAUAGUAUAGAGGGCUGUGACUGACGUCACUGCUGAGCAUGCGCAUUAACUUUUCGCCAUAUUAGAAGACAAACAACCCCCCGCGAAGUUCGAGUGCUGUAAGUGUAUGUUUAUACCAUGGAUGACCUGAAAGCUUACAAGAGCAUGGAUGGAUACAAUCCGGUUGUGUGUGGCUGGGUUUGUGAUGUGGGAGUUGUUCUCAGAAAUGGAUACCACCGACUCAGUGGAAAGGUUCUCCAUUCUCAAGAAUUGCGAAAAAAGCCCCUUUGGCCUUGGGUGAUUGCUAAACAAAGUGGGAAAAUUGUUGCUGCACAUUGCAAGUGCAAGGCUGGCGUGAGAGAAGCUUGUUCACAUGUUGCAGCACUGCUGUUUUCGGCCAACAUCAGGAUACAGGACUGUCAUGGAAGAAAAAGCAUACUGGAAGCUGCCAACACCUCCUCAAAAAUAGUUGAUUUAAAAAAAAAAAAAAAAAAAAAAAAAAAAAUAAUAAAAUCCCAACCUACCUACCCUAGC